This is a messenger RNA of Triplophysa rosa, 1771 nucleotides long. Its product is annotated as sialomucin core protein 24-like. The record is from RefSeq and is a predicted model, not a curated record. Lineage: Eukaryota; Metazoa; Chordata; Actinopteri; Cypriniformes; Nemacheilidae. The transcript has 4 exons.
CUUUCUUUAGGGAGUGGAAAAAGUCUCGAGCCUACAGCAGGUGGGAGGUGUAAUAACUGCUGCGAGCCACUUCCUGGUAUCAUCUGACACGGCUUGUUUCAGCUCACAGGACACGAAAGCCUGUGCAACAGAUAUGGGUGUGUUAACUCUUCAGCUUUUGGUAUGUGGCCAACUAUUAUUGUCUUCGGUGGCUGCGGAAAACAAAACAGGUCAAAUUAUCAAGUCACCAUCAAUGACGACCAACACGUCACAGAUCACACCUUCUGCAACUGCUGAAUCUCUGAAAACAACAGGAAACUAUACUGAAAACAAUGUCUCGACGCCAUCAAGUCAUUUAAUACAAGAUUCUCCGACAACCUCAGCUACCCCGAUGACUCCUGCUAGACCCCAGAACAUGACUUCAGCCCCUGAACAAACAAAUGCAACAGUCUCCGGAUCAACGGUGAAGCCAAACGUGACAACAACAACACAGCUUUACAACACGACCAAAACAAGCACCUCAUCACCGACAACAGUCAAUGUUAGUACAACAAUCACAUCUCAAAACAACACCACUUACAGCAGUACCACAGUAUAUACAACAUCAAACACGUCGCCAACCACAAAACCGACGGAGAAAACUUCAACCACUCUUACUCAAAACAACUCAACUGAUAUCAAUAAAUCUUCAGUCGGUCUGAGUAGUUCAGAGAAAUCUCUGACUGUUUUAUUUAGUGCUCUGCUUGGUUUAAUUGUCCUGAUAGUUCUGGUGUACUAUAUGCACAAGUAUAGAAAACGCAAUCAGACCAGGGUCCAAUAUUCUCAUCGCCGUCUUCAAAGCGAGGAUACAGGAGAGCAGUUUGCUGGGGCAGAUGACACGCUGGUCAUUUCAGGAGGACUUUAAGAUGGCCCUCAGAUUUACAACCCCACCAUGACAGUACAAAAUGAAGAAGACUUUCAGACCGACGCAUCUGGAUUUGGCUACGCAUCCACUCAGUUCCGCUUGGAGUUUCUGAAAGAGGAUCAGCAAAGAGACCCUGACCGUGAUGCCUCCACCUUUCAGACAUUCCAUGCAAAUGAUCAAGAGCCUUAAAACAUCAAUGCAGAAAUAGGCCUAGUUUUAUUUUUAUAACAUUCAUUUUUAAAACAAACUGAAAACAUUACUUUUACUUGAAGCUUUCAUAGUAUAUGAAAAAUUGAGUUUUAGCCUAUUCAAUUAAUUUUCAAUUAAGUUAAAUAUGAAUGAAAUAAGCUCAUAGACUAAUGAAGUUACAGUUACAGAAGAACAAAAACAAUCAGAACAUAAAUAAAAUAUCAAAAUUAGUAACAUUCAGCUACAAUGAAAUUGAAUUAAGAGAAUGAAUACAAUGAAGUGUACUGAGAACUAGAAUCAUUUUAAAGAAAUAGAACAAUCUUUUUUUUGCUGCAAAACAUCAAGCAAAUAUUUUCUCGUUUAUUUUUUUCUUUUUCUUAUCUGAACUGCUAAUGCUAGUCCAUCCAGCAUCUCGCAUUCUCUUUAUGGCUGCCAAUUUCAGAGCUGUUCCUGGAGACUUGCACACACCAGAACUCUGCACCUGCGCAACACGACAACAACAUUACAUUCGAGAACUUGACGGCAUAAAAUUCGGACUAAAUUCUGUCGAAUUUGAAUGUUCACCUUUUUGAACAUGUCCGUACUCCCUGAUACUGGGUCUUUUGGCAGCAUCGGUUUCUUUGUUUUAAGAGGUCUUGGGGAGAAACUCUGCACAUCAGACAAAAAGAUGGUUAAAAAAGAAACCACAAAUCUACGCAU